AUGAGACCUACCUCAGAGCAUACAUCCGACAGCCAUCCGGGUAGAACAAAUGGCCAUCAAAUAGACAUUUCGACUAGAUACUUACUCAGAAGAGAAACUAAAGAUUCCAACCUCGGCAAUCAAACCACAUCAGCGCCUACCCACAGAGCUAUUAUUUGGGGGAUUGUGUGCGGGAUUUUAGGCGCGAGUAUGAUCAUAACUCUGGCUGUGUAUCUUAUAUUACGAAGGAGAAGGUCACAACACCAUGACAAAGAAGAGGAACAAGAGACAACCAAAGAUUCCCGAAGCCGACAAGCAAUUGCAAAAAUGACGGCCAAAUUAAGCCUACCUGAAGCAAAGCCACAACCACCUGCUAAAAAAUCUAUUUCAAGCAUAUCAUCACCAAUCCCCCCGAGACCGAGAGAUACUACCUCCACAUUAAUGGGCGGUAAGACAAAGCCGAAUCGGCCCCCUACCUUAUGCCUAGAUCAGAGAAUUAGGAUUAUUACCGAAGCAAAAGCUGGCAACGAUUAUGAGACACCAACGGGACAGGAUAGCUCCCAAAACUUUAGAUCAGAUCUCUACGAACUCCCCUUCAUUUCAUCCACUGAUAAUUACCUUCCUAUACCGGCUGCAUUACUCUCCCCGCAAACAACUCGCGAUAAUAUCAUCGCUUCAUUCGAUAAAGAGAAUUUCGACAUUAUAUAUCCACCACAGAAAGUAGCGCCUGCCAUUCCGCCAAAAUCUAGACGCCCCAGUCUAAAAUCGACCUUGGAACCAGACGCACAAUACGCACCGCCCAGCCUUGGAGACUGGAAGAAUUCUGGUCCGCUGCCUACACUAACCUUGCAGACCAACUUAGUCCAGCCCCCGAUGCCAAGUGAUGAAAAAGACCGAGAAAGCCCCGUGCUGGGAUCCAUGAGUACGGUGAUAAUCAAUAAGGAACUACCUCUACCUCACGAGAACAGCAUAAAACGAUCCAACAGUGAAAGUGACAAGACUGGCACAUCGAUAAGUUCGAUGAAUCUCCAUAUGAUUAGUGACGAGGAACUGGAUCGAUUGGGAGUAGGGCUAAAAUUCUAA
Messenger RNA from Blumeria graminis f. sp. triticale, 1062 nucleotides. The record is from the annotation of a GenBank genome assembly. NCBI's taxonomy places the organism in Eukaryota, Fungi, Ascomycota, Leotiomycetes, Helotiales, Erysiphaceae.